UUUUCCAUGCUGGCACUCUUGCUCGCUGUCAGUCAGUGGAAGGGUUUGGGACUGACCGUAUUCAGUUCUGCAUGGAUGUCUCUUCUCUAGACGUGGCAAGCUGCAGAGGGAAUCAGACUUCAUGGCCAGUGUAGACAGCAGCUGGAUCUCCUGGGGUGUGGGAGUCUUCAUUCUGAAGCCCCUGAAGUGGACUCUUUCCAGCGUGCUGGGUGACAGUAAAAUACCCGAGGAAGAGGAAGUUCUGAUUUAUGUGGAGCUGCUUCAGGAGAAGGCAGAGGAAGUUUAUCGCCUAUAUCAGAACUCUGCGCUUUCUUCUCACCCUGUUGUUGCCCUCUCAGAGCUGCGUUCCCUCUGUGCCAGUGUUUGUCCAGAUGAAAGGACGUUCUACUUGUUGCUGCUCCAGCUGCAAAAGGAAAAGAGGGUCACGAUCCUGGAACAGAAUGGAGAGAAGAUAGUGAAGUUUGCCCGAGGUCUUCAUGCCAAAGUCUCCCCAAUGAAUGAUGUGGACAUUGGAGUAUAUCAGUUGAUGCAAAGUGAACAGCUGCUGUCACAGAAGGUGGAGUCCCUUUCCCAGGAAGCAGAGAAGUGUAAAGAGGAUGCCCGGAGUGCUUGUAGAGCUGGGAAAAAGCAAUUGGCACUGAGAUGUUUGAAAUCCAAACGAAGGACAGAAAGGCGCAUUGAAGAACUUCACUCCAAGCUGGAUGCAGUGCAGGGGAUCUUGGAUCGUAUAUACGCCUCCCAGACUGACCAGAUGGUAUUUAAUGCCUAUCAGGCUGGUGUGGGAGCUCUGAAACUGUCUAUGAAGGAUGUUACUGUGGAGAAGGCAGAGAACCUGGUGGAUCAGAUACAAGAGCUUUGUGAUACUCAAGAUGAAGUAGCCCAGACGCUGGCUGGAGUGGGGAUCAAUGGUCUAGAGGUGGACACAGAAGAACUUGAGAAGGAGCUGGACAGUCUCCUCCAGGACUCAACUAAGGAGCCUGUAGAUCUGCCUCCCGUUCCCCAGAAGGUGCUGAAUCCACCUAUUUCUGAUGCUGAGCUUGAAGCUGAAUUGGAAAAGCUCUCCGUUUCUGAUGGAGAUUUGCUACAAAAGACUCCCUCUGCUUCCUCUGAACCCAAAACAGCUCUGGGACUGAAUCUCUAAAGACCCAACACUAUCCUGUUGCUGCAGUUUGAGAAGUUGUCUUAAGGUUCCUUAACUAAUGACUAGAACUUCUAGGGAGAGGGUUAACACUCCCAUGUUCUUCAUGGAUAUCACUUUGCUCAGCAACAGGAUCUCCUGCCGUGACAAUCCACUCUGGAACUGGCCCCAGCUGGUGUCUGUCAUCUCUGUGCCAACAUCUGCACUGGUCUCGACUUGUUAUCCCAAGUCAC
Molecule: messenger RNA, 1371 nt
Organism: Phaethon lepturus (White-tailed tropicbird)
Lineage: Eukaryota; Metazoa; Chordata; Aves; Phaethontiformes; Phaethontidae
Gene: CHMP7
Product: charged multivesicular body protein 7
Exons: 9
Coding region: 122-1141 (339 amino acids)
Biological process (GO): vesicle budding from membrane; late endosome to vacuole transport via multivesicular body sorting pathway
Cellular component (GO): ESCRT III complex; cytoplasmic side of plasma membrane; multivesicular body
Source: RefSeq, a predicted model, not a curated record